Leptidea sinapis is the source of this 2208-nucleotide messenger RNA. RefSeq names its product ecdysteroid-phosphate phosphatase (gene Epp). The transcript is spliced from 9 exons. Bases 295 to 1410 code for a protein of 371 amino acids. NCBI's taxonomy places the organism in Eukaryota, Metazoa, Arthropoda, Insecta, Lepidoptera, Pieridae. The record is from RefSeq and is a predicted model, not a curated record.
UAAUUAUAUCGUCGCGCGAUUUUGACAGUUAUCACAACACAAUGUAAACAACUUGUUAUAAGCUCAAAGGAGUCCCUACUCACUUAAGAAGUCUUUAGGUACUUUGUGUAUAUAACACUGUAAGCUCAAUUUGUAAAUUGUAACACUUACCUACCUAGCGUAGGUAGCGAAGAAGUUUGGCAACGCAUGACGUGUCGUUUUGUGGUUAUUUUGUUCCAAUGUUCCUGUGAAAGUGUAAAGUACGGGUGAGCGGAUAUCUGCCUGCAGUGUACACGCGUCGUACGGGCGAGUCUGAUGCGUGGACCCUACAGCGAGCCAUCUCCACAGGAAACACACAGGGUUAGCGCUGAUUCGAAUUUGGAAUCGGAUUCGACGGAUGCGGAGAUGUCGCAUCCGCACGAAGACGCAGAGAAACUUGGUUACGAGAAGUCGGAGGAGACUUACAUGGAGUGGCAGAAUUAUUGGAAUACAGUGCACCUCGACAAGACUGAGAGUAUACUGAACGUUACGCAUGUAACAAGUACAGAUUGGAAGUCAGUUGAGACGAAUGGGAAGGGUGAUGCUCAAGCAGACAUCGACACUAAGAAGACGUCGUCAAACGGAGUAAAGAAAGAUCGCCGAUGGAUAUUCGCGAUGCGGCACGGCGAGCGAGUGGACCUGACGUACGGGCCCUGGGUCCCGUUCUGUUUCGACGAGAACGGCACCUACGUGAGGAAGGACCUCAACAUGCCCGUCACCUUGGGAGAACGGACUGGUGGCAAGGAGUCGUACGCGCUGGACACGCCCCUGACCCGCGUGGGUCAGCUCCAGGCGCGGCUGGUGGGCGAGGGGCUGCGAGCAGCCGGGGUGGCCCUGCGCCACGUGUACUGCUCCGCCGCACUGCGCUCAGCGGAGACCGCGCACCAUCUCCUGCUAGGUCUCGAAGCAGACGCGUCAGUGAAGGUGCGAGUGGAACCCGGCUUGUUCGAGUACAAAGGGUGGCACCUCGCGAGGGGGAUGGCGCCCUUCAUGACACCCCUGGAGCUUCACAAGGCGGGUCUGAAUGUCGACCUCAACUAUAAACCAUAUACAGACUUAGAAAUAAACACUCCGGAGACGUUGGAUGAUUUUUUCAAGAGAAACGAGUACGCAAUGCAGUCUGCAGUAAACGACACAGUUGCUCAAGGUGGCAACAUAAUGUUCGUCGGGCACGCAGCAACACUAGACGUAAUGGUGCACGCUAUGAAGCGACUAGCUGCAGGAGACAACGAGGAUCUAAACUACCAGAUUAGCAAACAUCUACUGCGGGUUCCCUACUGCGCCCUGGGGGCGAUGAGAGAGAACCCCUGGGAGGUGGUCAGUCCACCCUGUCCCCCAUCUAUCAACUCCAGCUCGGGAAGGUUUGAUUGGAAGACACUUCUAGAUAUAUAGGGUGUUAGAUCUAUAAUUUAGGAAACCUUUAUACCAAAUGGAACUUUAAGUACCGGAGCAUUGGAAUCACACCAUACACAUGGAGUGUUUAAAUGGUUUAUACUAGUUAACUACACCUACGAAGUUAACAAAAAUUAAUAGUAAAUAAAUUAUUGUAAUUUAUGAAAAUAAAUUACAAAUAAAGAGCAAAAAGUUUUAUUUUUCCACCUCGAUGAAAAGCUGUCCUUUAGUCCCUUGUACGAGGGACAAAAGGGGCCGAUUCUCUCCCGACAAGACGACUAAAGUGACCUCUUCAUCCAGGUGGGGAAAAAAACCGUAAACGCACCACGUGACAUAAGUAGGACAUUGCCACCCGCGAUUGUCAAUGUUUCGCGGGUGAGGAUGACCUCCUUUUCUCCUAGGGAUUUUCUAUUAAAAAUAUUUUUAUUAGUUUUUUUUGUUUUUAUUUGUUUAUUUUAGAGUUAUUGGUCCAUUUGAAAUGGACUAUAGGUUAACUUGGCCGGUCUUGAAGUUUUAUUCAAUAAUAGUACUAAUAAUAAUAAUACUAAAACAGUAAAACGAGUAUUUCUUGUAUACUUAAUGUUGCCAUUAAUAUUGUUACACAGCAAAGAUUUUUUUAUAUUUUAAAAUAAAUUUACCAUUGUUGUCUCUGUUGGUUUACACAUAGCAUUAAAAAUAUAUAUGAUUUUAUUUGCUUACAACAAUAGUAAUUAAACAAAGACGUAAUUGCGUUUUUCUGAAACACAAGAAGGAACAUUUAAUGUCUUUAUUUCACGAUUAAAUAUUUUUUUCUGCAAA